This is a messenger RNA of Enterobius vermicularis (human pinworm), 1314 nucleotides long. The record is from the annotation of a GenBank genome assembly. NCBI's taxonomy places the organism in Eukaryota, Metazoa, Nematoda, Chromadorea, Rhabditida, Oxyuridae.
AUGUUACAGGGAGAAAUGGACAGCGGUGAACCGUGGCCACUGGAAAGCCUCGUUGAUGGAGCAAGACUUCAUGUUCGGAUGACAGGGUCUGGCGAGUACAGGGAAGCUGAAAUUUUAUCGAUACGUUUCGAUGCAGAUAAGAAGUACCGUUUUUAUGUACAUUAUUUGGAUUGUAAUAGGCGCCUUGACGAAUGGGUAGACGAAACUGCGUUGGACUUAAACACUGUUCGCUUUCCUCAAAAGGGAAGUAAAUUACAAAAAAGCCAACUAGAUACGGCUUCGAGAGAUGUGCCGAAAAAAGGAGGCUCAAGAAGGAAGAAGCAGAUUCCUGACGCUAUGGAUUACCUAAAAGUUGAGGAACCGUCUACGCGUGCUUCUUCUCCUUUUCCUACGCCAAGUCAACGUGGUUCUAUGUCUAUUGUUGGUCAUAGUGAAGAUGCUUUGACGAGGAUUCGAAAUGUAGAGAUGAUUGAACUUGGACGUUAUCGCAUACAGCCGUGGUACUUUUCCCCUUAUCCCCAGGAACUUGUUUCUUUACCCUGUAUUUAUCUUUGUGAAUUUUGCCUUCAGUUCCUCAAAAGCGCUACGUGUUUAAGACGUCAUUUGGCCAAAUGUACUUUAAAACAUCCUCCUGGAAACGAAAUAUAUCGCUCUGACUCUCUUUCCUUUUUUGAAAUCGAUGGAAGGAAAAAUAAAACAUAUGCACAAAAUCUUUGUUUAUUAGCCAAAUUGUUUUUGGAUCACAAAACGCUGUAUUAUGACACGGACCCAUUCUUAUUUUAUGUAAUGACAGAGCAAGACCAGAGCGGGUUUCACAUUGUCGGGUAUUUCUCGAAGGAGAAGGAAUCUGCUGAAGAAUAUAAUGUCGCUUGUAUAUUAGUACUUCCACCGUAUCAGAAAAAGGGCUAUGGACGGCUUCUAAUUGAAUUCAGUUAUGAGUUAUCAAAAUGUGAGGGCAAAACCGGUUCACCUGAAAAGCCUCUGUCGGACCUUGGUUUACUCUCCUAUAGAAGCUUUUGGUCGCAAACUAUAAUUGAGAAAUUGGUAAAAAGACGAGAGAAACGUGAUAAUGGAGAGCCAGUAUGUGUGUCGGUGAAUGAUUUGAGCGAAGAGACUAGUAUACGAAGAGAAGAUAUUAUAUCCACUUUGCAGCAUUUGAAUCUGUACAAGUAUUAUAAGGGGCAGUACGUUAUUGUGCUCAGUAAUGAGCUGAUUGAGGCUCAUAAUCGUAGGCUACAAGAGAAACGGCAAAUCAGAAUUAAUCCUGCUAAAUUGCACUUCACUCCAAGAGAUUGGUCAAGGCGAAGAACUUGA